Messenger RNA from Aptenodytes forsteri (emperor penguin), 8709 nucleotides. It is a transcript of the gene GAK, whose product is annotated as cyclin G associated kinase. The record is from RefSeq and is a predicted model, not a curated record. Gene Ontology annotation, biological process: regulation of clathrin-dependent endocytosis; protein phosphorylation; positive regulation of Notch signaling pathway. The transcript has 28 exons. Gene Ontology annotation, molecular function: ATP binding; AP-2 adaptor complex binding; protein serine/threonine kinase activity. Lineage: Eukaryota; Metazoa; Chordata; Aves; Sphenisciformes; Spheniscidae. Gene Ontology annotation, cellular component: cytoplasm. Bases 168 to 3878 code for a protein of 1236 amino acids.
GCACUUUUGGCAUAUGAUCUCAGACAAAACCCGGCAGUUUUUUAGGAGGUGGUUUUGCUUUUGUCUAUGAAGCUCAAGAUCUUGGAAGUGGCAAAGAUUAUGCUUUAAAGCGAUUGUUGUCUAAUGAAGAAGAAAAGAACAAAGCCAUCAUUCAGGAAGUUUGUUUUAUGAAAAAACUUUCAGGUCAUCCCAACAUUGUCCAGUUCUGCUCUGCUGCAUCUAUAGGAAAAGAAGAAUCAGACACAGGACAGGGAGAGUUUCUUCUGCUUACAGAGCUGUGUAAAGGACAGCUGGUGGAAUUCUUAAAGAGAGUAGAAUCCAAAGGACCUAUCUCCUGUGACACAGUUUUGAAGAUCUUUUAUCAGACCUGCAGAGCAGUGCAGCAUAUGCAUAAACAGAAGCCUCCUAUUAUCCAUAGAGAUUUAAAGGUGGAAAACUUGCUUAUUAGUAACCAAGGGACGAUCAAACUUUGUGACUUUGGUAGUGCUACAACUAUAGCUUACUAUCCUGACUACAACUGGUCUGCGCAGAAGAGAGCACUGGUUGAAGAAGAGAUCACAAGGAAUACAACGCCAAUGUACAGGACACCAGAAAUGAUAGACUUGUAUUCAAACUUUCCGAUUGGUGAAAAACAGGACAUUUGGGCUCUGGGCUGUAUCCUGUACUUGCUGUGCUUUAGGCAACAUCCAUUUGAAGAUGGAGCUAAACUUCGCAUAGUUAAUGGAAAAUAUGUCAUCCCACAAAAUGAUACCCGCUAUUCUGUGUUUCAUGAUCUGAUUCGCUCCACUUUGAAGGUGAACCCAGAAGAGAGACUGUCAAUCACUGAACUUGUAAAUCAACUGCAGGAGAUUGCAGCAGCUAGGAAUGUGAAUCCUAAAUCCCCCAUCACAGAGCUCCUGGAACAAAAUGGAGGCUAUGGAAACAGUGCUCAGCCUCGGACAUCUGUGACCUCCAUUUCACAGAGCUCCAAGCCUGCAGGACAGCUCAACAAUAUGUACAAUGCAGGCCUGACCGUUGCGGAAUGUGACCAGACUUAUGGAGGGUUCUUUGAUAUUCUGAGGGGUGGAACAGAGCGAUUUUUCACUAAUAUUAAGGAUACAUCUUCUAAAGUUAUCCAGUCUGUGGCCAAUUAUGCAAAAGGAGACUUGGAUAUAUCAUACAUCACUUCCAGAAUUGCUGUGAUGUCCUUUCCAGCUGAAGGUGUAGAAUCUGCCAUCAAAAAUAACAUAGAAGAUGUGCGGUUAUGUCUGGACUCUAAACAUCCUGGCCACUAUGCUGUGUACAAUCUCUCUCCAAGAACAUACAGGUCUUCAAGAUUCCAUAAUAGGGUUUCUGAAUGUGGCUGGCCAGCAAGACGAGCACCAAAUCUUCAGAAUCUUUAUAGCAUAUGCAAGAACAUGCAUUUAUGGCUGAAACAAGACCAGAAAAACGUUUGCAUUGUGCACUGCCUUGAUGGAAGAGCAGCGUCUGCUGUUGUAGUUUGUUCUUUUCUGUGUUUCUGUCGUCUCUUCACUACUGCUGAAGCUGCAGUUUAUAUGUUCAGUAUGAAACGCUGUCCUCCUGGCAUUUGGCCUUCUCAUAAAAGAUACAUUGAAUACAUGUGUGACAUGAUGGCUGAAGAACCCAUUAUUCCUCACAGCAAGCCCAUCCUUGUCAGAUCAAUUGUCAUGACUCCAGUUCCUCUUUUCAGUAAGCAGCGUAAUGGCUGCAGGCCUUUUUGUGAAGUUUAUGUGGGAGAUGAGAGAGUAACCACUACCUCCCAGGAAUAUGACAAAAUGAAGGAGUUUAAAAUUGAAGAUGGGAAAGCAGUAAUUCCACUAGGUAUAACAGUCCAAGGAGAUGUUCUCAUUGUCAUCUAUCAUGCCAGGUCAACACUAGGAGGCCGACUACAAGCCAAGAUGGCUUCAAUGAAGAUGUUUCAGAUUCAGUUCCACACAGGUUUUGUGCCCCGAAAUGCCACCACAGUGAAAUUUGCCAAGUAUGAUCUGGAUGCCUGUGACAUACAAGAAAAAUAUCCUGAUUUAUUUCAAGUCAAUCUGGAAGUAGAGGUGGAGCCCAGAGAUAGACCUAGCUGUGAACAGCCACCGUGGGAUAACAUGAAUAUAAAGGGACUGAAUCCCAAGAUCCUUUUCUCCACCCGAGAGGAACAACAAGAGAUUUUAUCAAAAUUUGGGAAACCAGAGUUGCCUAGACAACCAGGUUCAACUGCACAAUAUGAAGCAGAAGCAUCCCAGCUGGAGCAGUCUUCAGAAAGUGCACCUACUGAGACAGAAUCCCCACAAAGCAGUAGUACUGAUGCAAAUAAUUUCUUUCAUUCUCUGGACUGGAAAGAAGGAAAAAGUCUGGAAAGUGGAAUAGAGGACGGUUCAUCUAAAAAUGUUCGUGUCCAACUAUCUGAUGACAGGGAGGAGAGUGAUCCUUCAGAUGAGGAAUUCCCUACGUUUCCAGGUGAAGAAAGUGCAGUAAUUGUUGAUGAAAAAGACUCUAUUACUCCAGAAGGAGAGCUGCUUUUUGAAGCCAGUUUUGAAGCUCCAUCUGCACUGUUACAAAAACCUCUUCCUGAAGAGAAUGUAGACUUACUGGGACUAGACUCUGAUAUUUCACCAGAACAGAAACAACCUAUCUCAGAAGUAAACUCUUCAUCAAGUAAUGCGGACUUGUUGAACAAUCUGUUUGUGGGUAACGCAUCACAGAUUUCAGAAGAGCCCACUGGUGAUCUUCUUGGACAAGGAACAGAUUUCUUUUUCAGCAGUCAGUCUCAGUGUCCAGCUGCUACUCAGGGUAUGUCUUCAGCAGCAGCCAUGUCUUCAGCUGAUCCUUUUGACCCAUUCACAAUGUCAUCAGGUUCAGAGAAUCAAGCCCUGUCUGGUCCAGACCUCUUUGGGGACUUUCUAAAUCCAAGCUCAACAUCUACAGCUAGUACAUUUCCUUCCACACACGGUUCACUUCCGCCUUCUUCCAGCUCAGAUUUCUUAAAUAUAGGGAAUUUGACACCAGAGCCACCUAAAAUACCAUCUUCUACAAGCCACCCAGAUCUCUUAGGUGGAUGGGAUUCUUGGGCAGAUUCCUCAGCAACCAGCAAUGUAGUGUCACCACAGUUGAAGCCUCUUUUUGAAGGUCAAGCUGUUACCACAGGGAGCCAGUCCAGUGUGUCUUCAGGUCUGUCUUUCAGCCAGGCUAAAUCUCAGAACUUUGAUCCUUUUGCUGAUCUUGCCAGUCUUGGAUCUGGUCUUCCAGGUUGCUCCAGUGGUGGACUCUCAAGUAGUGGCUUUGGUCAGAAGAGUGGUCCAUCUCAGAAGUUGGGAAAUCAGUGGCAGAAAUCCACAAAACCACAAAGUACUUCAUGGCAGUCCCAGACUAAAUCCAGCACAGCAGCUAAACCCAAUUACACAGUAAACUUCAGUGUUAUUGGAGGACGAGAAGAAAGAGGAGUCAGAACCCCAAGCUUUGGUCAAAAGCCAAAAGUUUCAGAAAAUGACUUUGAGGAUCUCCUAUCUAAUCAAGGGUUUUCAGCUAAAUCUGAUAAAAAGGGACCAAAGACCAUUGCUGAGAUGAGAAAACAAGAAAUGUCUAAAGAUAUGGACCCCUUGAAACUCAAGAUUCUUGAAUGGAUUGAAGGAAAGGAGAGAAAUAUCAGAGCAUUAAUAUCCACUCUUCAUACGGUGCUUUGGGAAGGGGAAAAUAAGUGGAAACCAGUCAGCAUGGCAGAUCUAGUAACUCCUGAACAAGUAAAGAAGUACUACAGGAAAGCAGUGCUUGUAGUUCAUCCAGAUAAGGCCACAGGACAACCUUAUGAGCAGUAUGCCAAAAUGAUCUUCAUGGAAUUGAAUGAUGCAUGGUCAGAGUUCGAAAACCAGGGAUCAAAGUCCCUUUUCUAAAACUUCUCCUUUUACAGAACUACUUCCAAAAACUGGAGCUGAGCAUUGUUGUGACUUUAUUGCACCUAUGAUUUAUAAAGCGCUUUUCCAUGAUUUCAGCACAGUUUCUAAUCAUGCACUUAAAUGUGGGGAUAUAUUUUGUAAGAUGUAGAGUACAAAGCAUUACAUAGAUGCAUUAAGAAAACAGCUGCUCAGUACUUGAAGAAAUCACAGUCUGGAAGUAAAGAUUUCAUUUCAGUUUUAUAUAUGGUAAAAUAGAAUUUUAAUGAAGCUCCGUGAUUUCUGGUAUACUAGUAUUAAUUAUAAAUCAUUCCAAUUUCAUUGAUCUUUGCUUUACCCCUACCUUCCCCAAUUUGUCUGUUACUUUCAGUAGUUUUGUGAUUCAAUUUUGAUGUUUGGUGCCUGUCGCCUUACUCAAAGUGCUUUAGUUAUCAGCAGUGAAUUUGCUUGGCUUAUCUCAAACCUGAAGGUGUAUAUUUUCAUCUGUAUUUUAUGUAAUCAAUCUGAUAAUCAUUCUGUAAAUAACGUUUUCUGACAAUACCUGUGUUCCUUACAAUAAAUUAACAGUUGUUUAGCCAAAAAGACCCCAAAUGUGGGAAAGUCAGCCAGGGUUGUUCUUGAUUUUUAACUUUUUUUUACAUAAGAAUCUAGAAACAAAUCUUGACUUCAAGGUCUGCGUGUUCCUGCUGUGUUCUUAUUUAUUAUGAACCUUUGGAAGGCAGUACUCUGACCAGUGCUUAUUUUCCUAGUUCUUUAAAUGGUGUCUUUUGCUUCUGAUUUCAGUGGAACAUUCCUUCCAUUGGACUUCAGAUACCCUGAUAGAAAUAAUGUUAUUCUGAAACUUGAAGUGUAAGCACAAAACAUUUUACUCUGCUUCGAUUUGUCUGAGUCAAUACUACAUUACUCAUUAUCAUCUGGAGAGCAUUUAAAGUGCUUUAACACAUUUUGCUGUAUGUCUGAACUUCUGUAUUUGAGAUAUGCAUGACAUCGAUAUAUGUGAAAACAUGAGGUGUAUUGGUAGACUGUUGCAUUUCUGGUCACCUACCUUCCAUGCACUGGCAAGAUGAGUAGAGAGACAACUUGAUAACAAAACUUGCCAUGUUUUCUCAUCCCUAUUCAGAAGGCAGUUUUUCACUAGUGCUGGGGUGAAUGAAUGCAAAUGACCAAUGUCUGUUAUACUCUGUGUAAUAACAGAAUGCAAUUUUCAUAUCGAGUUUGAAAAUGUUGAAAAAUAGUAUUGUGGUAUUAAAGCUUUGGCAGCAUUCUCUUGAAGCAGUACAGUUGGGCAUUCAAGGGGAUACUUUGAUCAUCUUGCCAUUUUAUACAUCUUGCAUGCUUAACUGAGGGGGAAGCUGUACCAUCAUCAGAGGUAACUGUUCAGCUGAGCAACAUGAACAGAAAACAUGAGAUUCUAAUGCCACCUGAACAGGGUGUUGGAUGAGGUUUUCCACUGCCGUGCCAGUCUGAGAGCUGAUGGGUUAGAGACUUGUGAACACAGGUUGCGAUUUAUAGUUUCUAAGCUCAGAUCUAACACAGUUACUUAUUAAUGUCUGAGAAAAGGUUUUGUGUGUGUAUAUUCACAUAUAUAUUCAGCUACUGUGAUUUGUUUUUUUAAGAUGGAAGCCAGAAUCAGUUAUGGAUCAGGAAGGUUAUGUAUUAUUCAUAGCUGCAGUUGUAUUUCAGAUACUGCUUUCAAGCAGUCUUAAAUCUCAGUAGAUUUCUUCAUAAAAACAGGUAACUUGCUGCCUGAUUUAGAGUAAGAGCUGAUCUUUCUUUCCCUGGGACACUUCAUUAACUCCUUGUAUUCGUGGUCUGCAUCCAUGGAAAUUAAAGGCUUCGGCUGGUAGGAUAGGUUUGUUGGAGACCUGCAUGGCUUUUCACAGUUCUAGGGCAAAUGCUAUCUAGUAACAGGUUUAAAAAGACAUACACAGAUGUAUAAUGACUGUGAUUGUACUCCUAUCUACAACUGAGAGAUAAAGCAUUUCUGAGGGAGCUGCUUUUAGCAAGGAAGGACUACUUAAACAACCCAUGUUCCUUUCAGCACAUACAGGCAAUGUAAUUGAGGGACACAUUUUUAAUUGCUCUUUUCUUGAAAUAUGUUUAUAAAAAAUUAAAACUGAAAAUUGGGAGGAAAACAUCUUCCUCUCUGCUUUGUAUGUUUGGUAGCAUUUUCUGGAUGAUGUCUACAUUUCUGUUUUUAUCUGUCUACUUGUUUGCAAAAUUUUCUUUAACAGUGGAGAAGAACCUUCGAUGUGAUUUUAAGUGAGUAGGGAAACAUGAGUGCAAGUGUUUUAUCUGGAACUGAACAUCUCUUGAAGUUGAUUCCCCCUUUUUAAACUUAUGGAAAACCAUGAAGUUUGGCUGUGGAUUCUUCCAAAAGCCAUUUGAUAAUCAGUGAAACUUCAGUCAGGUUGACAGGACCCUUCAACUUAUUUUAUGGCUUAAUCAGCUCUGGUCCAUAGUGGGGGAACUGGAUGAUUCCUCUAUCCUGCUCCUUUCUGCAUAGUUGAAUUUUGGUGCUAGGAAUCUGUGAGAGGCUCACUUUGGUAAACUCUCAAAUCUUGACAACGAAACUAUUCUGGGUUUUUUGUUUAACUGUGUCAUGUGGUUGUGUUGCAUACAAGAAUGUGCAAAAAGUUGGAUUUCAGUAAGGCCCUGUAAGCAAACUUUAAAAAUUCAAGUGAUGAACAUGAACACAGUAAACUAAAGUUUUUUUUUUCUUUAGAAGAUAAAGCAGCAUGAGGACCACAAAAGGUGUUUCAUAGUGUAAGGCUUAUAUACUAAUUUUUUUUAGUUACAGGAAUCUGGGAAGAGAGAAGUUAAGGUAAAUUUUAUAUAAACAUAUAUCGAGUCUUAAUGUUGCUUUUAAAGGAGAUGGUCAUUUGGAAGAAAAAGUCCAGAAGUUCUGUUUGAAUUAAUCUUAAAACAGUAAUAAAAAAUGGUAAAAAAACUGGGAACGAGGGCUUUUCAAUGUUUCUCAUGCUCUGUACUUCAUUGUUAAUUGGUUGUCUGCUGUAUGGAAUAGGGCUGCAUGCAAACUGUUACACAGACAUUUCACUGUAGCUGUAUUCUUAAUGUCCACAAGCUGAAAAGCUUUUAGAAUAGGCUACAGAAAAAUUUAUUAAGCUGAGACUUAAUUAGAUACUGUGAAUUCUUUCUGGGCUUAAACUGUGUAUUUUCCAUUCAUGCUUAUUCAUUGCACAGUUAAAUUUUGAAAUCUUGAAGUGAAAUCAUGUCCUGAAAGUUAGACUUUGCAGUCAGCAGAAGUAGGUAUAAAGCUUGAGGUUGAGGCAACACCCAGUCAACAGUAGGUUGAUGUUGUGUCUAGCAGACUUCAUAAGUGGCACUUGAAGUUCUGUUGUGUAGCAUCUCCUUGACUCUUGCAGCAAAUCACUGUGCCUUUUGGCUCAUGUUUGUAGUUCCUUUGUUAAUGACAACUGACUAAUACCAUGCCUUCUUUGCAGCCUCCCAGGAUCCAAUUCUUAAAAGUGAGUAGCUUGAUAUGGUUAUUGCAAGAGCAGAGAAAAACAAUGCAAUGUAGAUUAAGGGAAGAGUAGAGAAGAACAUCCAGACUCUAACCUACAUCUCAAAUCUUGUUUUCUAAUUCUCUCUUCAUUGACCUAUUCCUACCUACCUCUGCUAAAAACAGGUCUAGACUAGUAGAAAGAACCUGGUUUGUAGCCAGCUUUUCCAGCCCUUUUAGAAGUGCUACUGACUGGCUAUAGACAAGUGGCAGUACUAAGUGCUUGGCUUUUUUUGCAGAAGUUAUAAAGCAGGGCUUAUAAAAUGAUAGGCCACGUUUCCACUAGUUAUUUCUGAAUUAAGUUGCUUAUGUUACAUUGCUGUUAGAUCUGGAGAGUCAGGCAACUUAAAUUUUAAAAUAGAGAUCUGUGAAGAAUUGGUGUUAAGAGUGUGUGUGGCUAGAACCUGCCAAAUGGAGAAGAGCGAUGUGUUUUGACCAUGUUGGGGGAAAUCAGUUGAUGUCUUUAGCUUUGGGCAUGCCUGUUUGGCGUUUCCUAGUGCUGUGAGAUUUCCUUGAACUUAACAGCAAGGAAGAGAAAGAAAAUGAACAGUUAAGCACUUACAUUCAUAUUAAAUCAUGGGGUUAUGCUAAAUAUUGUUAGUGGGUAGUGAUUCCCUGACAUCAAGCCUGGGAGGAGAAGUUCCUCUGCAUUGUCACUUGGGUGAAGUUCAGAUAGUUUGCUAAUCAAUAGUAGCUUCCUUUAGCAAGUACAGAAUGGAAAACCUGCAACAGUGCUGAUGAAGUACAUUUCUUUGCAACAGUGGCGAAGUCCUUGUCAUUGCACCUGUGAGUAACUAGUGCUCAUGAAAAAUGCCUCGUUUACCUCCAUUUUCUUGCUAAUUCUAGAAAGUUCCUCCAGUGUUGUCUUGCCAAGCACAGAGUUAACAGUUCCUUCCUAAAUGCAGACUACGUCUCAAAGAUGCAUGCACAGGAUUAAUACUGUGCACAAACCGAAGCAGAGUUUGAGUGUACCUGAAAUCUCGGCUGCCUUUUGGGACUGCUGAGCUACAUGCACUGUUCCACCUCCCAAGGCCAGACUUCAGUUUCCCCAGCAGUGGCUGUAUGUUUGCAUAGUCAUUGGCCAUUGCAUACUCUGCUGCCCACAGGAAUAUUUCAGGGGUUGCAUAAAUGUGGAAACCUUGUUGCUCCUUAGCUCUAGCAAUUGCAAUGUAACAAAUGCUUUGUAAAUAAGUUCAGAUUAGUCUUGUACAGUUGCCUGUGCUUUGAGUCAGUUGACAUUUUCUGUCAAGAACUUGCACCAAGACCUGCGAAAGCUGUAGGAGGAAUGUAUUGUUUUCCACCCCUUGA